UAUACUAAGGCAAUAACAGCCAAUUAUGCCAAACCAAAUUUGCAGCCAGGACAGUAGACUUCCCCUGCUGAGUUUGAAAUCACAGAUUCUUGUCAUCCUAUUGAUUCUGGCAAGGAAAACACACUUUCAGUCCAAGUCAUGAGAUGGAGUGAUGGUUCUUAUUUAGAGGAUCAGGAUCAUUGGCGGCUAUCUGGAAUUCAUCGCGAUGUCCUUCUUAUAGCAAAGCCCAGGCUGUUUAUUGCAGACUACUUUUUCAAAUCAAGUUUAGAUGAAAAUUUUUUUGAAGUCGAUAUCCAGGUUGAGGUCAAACUUGAUGGUUUGUCAAAAUAUUCAGAGGAGACUAAUUUUGCAAAUUUUACGAUAGAGGCAGCAUUGUAUGAUAACGCAGGGUAUAGUUCUGUGGAUUCUGACGGAGUCUUCGAUCUAAGUUCUUAUGAAAUGAUUCAUAUGGCGCUUGAAUCACCUGCUGUUGAUAUUCAUGGUUUUCAUGGAUAUUUACUUACUGGGAAAUUCAAAGAGCCAAAACUUUGGACGAGUGAACAUCCAAACCUGUAUACUCUUGUAAUAAUUCUGAAUGAUGCAUCUGGGAAGCUACUAGACUGUGAAUCAUGCCAAGUCGGCAUACGCCAAAUAUCACGCGCUACCAAGCAGAUGCUCAUUAAUGGGCUUCCUGUUGUAAUAAGAGGUGUCAAUAGACAUGAGCACCACCCUCGUACUGGGAAGACAAAUCUUGAGGCGUGCAUGAUAAAGGAUUUGGUUCUGAUGAAGCAAUACAAUAUUAAUGCUGUGAGAAACAGUCACUAUCCCCAACAUCCGAGAUGGUACGAGCUUUGUGAUCUCUUUGGUAUCUACGUGAUAGACGAGGCGAAUAUCGAAACACACGGUUUUAAUGAUUCUCGUAAUUUCAAGCAUCCUACCUUUGAAUCAGCUUGGGCAAGCUGUAUGUUGGAUCGAGUUGUAGGAAUGGUGGAACGAGACAAAAACCAUGCAUGCAUCAUGGCAUGGUCUCUAGGAAAUGAAUCUUCAUAUGGGCCUAAUCAUGGUGCUCUUUCUGGCUGGGUUAGAGGAAAGGACCCCUCGAGAUUUGUGCAUUAUGAAGGUGGAGGUUCAAGAACCUUAUCAACUGACAUUGUAUGCCCGAUGUACAUGCGGGUAUGGGAUAUGGUGAAAAUUGCAGCGGAUCCAAAGGAAAUUAGACCUUUGAUUCUCUGCGAGUAUUCUCAUGCAAUGGGAAACAGUAAUGGAAACAUUCAUGAGUAUUGGGAAGCCAUAGAUAGCACUUUUGGACUUCAAGGCGGUUUCAUUUGGGAUUGGGCUGAUCAGGGCUUGUUAAAGGAGGGAAAAGAUGGGAUCAAACAUUGGGCCUAUGGCGGCGACUUUGGUGAUUUACCAAACGACUUGAACUUCUGUCUGAAUGGCCUCACAUGGCCAGAUCGAACACCUCAUCCUGCUUUACAUGAAGUGAAGUAUGUUUAUCAACCCAUAAAAGUUUCCUUAACUGAAAGCAAAGUCAAGAUAGUAAAUGCUCAGUUUUUUGAAGCAACAAAUGCUCUAGAGUUUAGCUGGAGUUUUCAGGGAGAUGGAUGGACUCUUGGAUCUGGAACACUUGAACUCCCAAUGAUAUUACCUCAGAGGAGUUAUGAAAUUGAAAUUGAAUCUUCUCCAUGGUAUUCUCUAUGGAGUUCAAGUUCAGCAGCGGAGAACUUUGUGACAAUAACGGCGAAACUUAAACAGUCGACGAGAUGGGCGGAGGAAGGGCAUGUUCUUGGUUCUAGUCAACUUCUUCUGCCUCCAAAAAGGAAGCUUGGUCCCCAUGCUAUCAGGUUCGUUAAAAAGUCCAUUUUACAUUCGGAAUUUGCUGAUGACAUCAUAACGAUUAAGAGAGAGAACAAUUUCUGUAUCAAAUUCAGUACUCGAACCGUAACAAUCGAGAGCUGGGAGGUUGAAGGCUGCCUUCUAAUGGACAAAGGCAUAAUUCCCUGCUUUUGGCGAGCUCCCACCGAUAACGACAAAGGAGGCGGCCCUCUCAGCUACGCAUCAAAAUGGAAAUCUGCUUUUCUGGAUGAUAUUUUAUUUCAAACAAAGCACUGCUCGGUAGAGAAGAAGACAGGUGAUUCUCUCCUUAUUACAGCUACCAUCUUUGGUCUUCCCAGAAACCAUUUUAAGGACACAGAUUCUGCACAAAUCAUUACUGACUGGAACAACAAUAAUAUCAUACUCUUUAGAAUCGAUGUGAAAUAUUCAUUCUAUUCCUCCGGUGAUCUAAUCGUCGAAUACAAAGUAAACCCUAACAGCAAUCUUCCUCCCUUGCCGCGCAUUGGUGUCGUUUUCCAUGUAGUUCGAUCGUUGAAUCGGAUUCGAUGGUAUGGCAGAGGUCCGUUUGAAUGUUAUCCAGAUCGGAAAGAAGCGGCUUUUUUCGGCUUAUAUGAAGCCGAUGUGGCAGAUCUGCAUGUGCCAUACAUUGUUCCGGGAGAGUGUUCGGGUCGGGCUGACGUCCGGUGGGUUUCGUUCGAGAAUAAUGAUGGAUUUGGGUUCUUUGCUUCUGCUUAUGAUGCAUCACCACCAAUGCAGAUGAGUGCGAGUUAUUACACUGCUGCUGAACUCGAUAAAGCGACUCGUAACGAAGACUUGGUGGGCGGAGAUGACAUAGAGGUGCAUCUUGACCAUAAGCAUAUGGGAUUGGGUGGAGAUGACAGUUGGUCCCCUAGUGUCCAUGAGCAGUACUUGGUUCAUCCUGUGCCCUGCUCUUUCUCCAUAAGGUUCUCUCCCUUCUCCCACUCUCAAGCACCAGAAGAACUUUACAAAUUUCAGCUUCCACAAUCAUGAAUUUGCAUUUCUGGUAAAUUUUAUGUUUAUGAUUGAUUUUUGUGUAAUUUCUUAUGUGUUUUUUUUAGAACAUUAUGAGCAGUAAUAAUUGGAAAAUAAAACCAUGUGUUGGCUGAUGUAAUUUUUGUUUUUUAAUCUAUUUAUUUGAUAUACGUGACUGUCUGUAAACUUAGUUGUGGAA
Phalaenopsis equestris is the source of this 3007-nucleotide messenger RNA. Its product is annotated as beta-galactosidase. The transcript is spliced from 13 exons. Gene Ontology annotation, biological process: lactose catabolic process. NCBI's taxonomy places the organism in Eukaryota, Viridiplantae, Streptophyta, Magnoliopsida, Asparagales, Orchidaceae. Gene Ontology annotation, molecular function: beta-galactosidase activity; carbohydrate binding. The record is from RefSeq and is a predicted model, not a curated record. Gene Ontology annotation, cellular component: beta-galactosidase complex. Bases 139 to 2826 code for a protein of 895 amino acids.